GCUAUGCUCUUCUUCUUCUUCUUCUUCUUCUUCUUCGCCAAUGGUGGUGCUCCCCUUCCACCGCCUACUCCCUCCGCUUCUCCUUCUUCUUUUCAUCUUGAUCCCCUCUCUGCUCUUGAUCUCUCCCUCCAAACCUUCCUCCUUCUUCUCCGACGUCUCUCUCCCUUCACCGCCAGCUGCCCCUCUUGUUGUUCCUCCUCCUUCCAGUCCUCCGACCUCUUCCCCCGUCCCUCCGAUCUCUCCUCCUGUUCUUCCGUUCACACCACCUCAUCUGUCUUCUCCGGCGGUGGAACAGAGCAAUGGGGUGGAGAGGAGUGAGGAAAGGUGCGAUCUUUAUGAUGGGAACUGGGAGAGGGAUGAAGAAAAGCGUUAUCCACUCUAUGAUCCUGGUUCUUGCCCUUAUGUUGAUGAGGCUUUUGCUUGUGUUGAGAAUGGGAGGCCUGACAAGGAGUAUUUGAAAUGGAAGUGGGUGCCCCAUGGCUGUUCUCUCCCCAGGUUUAAUUCAACAGACUUUUUGGAGAGAAUCAGAGGUAAACGCAUGAUGCUUGUCGGGGAUUCAAUGAAUAGAAACCAGUUUGAAUCAAUGUUGUGCGUUCUUCGUGAAGGUUUGCCUGAUAAGACCAAAAUGUAUGAGACACGAGGUUACAAAAUUACAAAAGGCCGUGGCUACUUUAUAUUUCGGUUUGUGGACUACAACUGCACAGUUGAGUUUGUCCGCUCUCAUUUUCUUGUUAAAGAAGGGAAACGUGCCAAUGCUCAAGGCAAUUCAAGUCCAACUCUUCUUAUAGAUCGCGUUGAUAAGUCCUCAGGUCGAUGGAAGAAAGCCGAUAUCCUUAUAUUUAAUACUGGUCAUUGGUGGACUCAUGGAAAAACUGCAAAAGGGAAGAAUUAUUAUCAAGAAGGCGAUGUUGUUUAUCCAAAGUUUGAUGCAAUGCAAGCGUUUAGGAUUGCUAUGAGGACUUGGGGAAGAUGGAUUGACGAAAACAUGAACCCUUCAAAGAAACUAAUUUUUUACCGAGGUUACUCUACCGCCCAUUUCAGGGGUGGAGAUUGGGACUCCGGUGGCUCAUGUAAAGGCGAGAAGGACCCUAUAUUAAAGGGGCCCUUGAUCGAGACCUACCACCCAAAAAUGAAAAUCAUCGAGGAAGUUAUUCAAGAAAUGAAGUUCCCGGUCAUCCUCUUGAACGUAACAAAGCUGACAAACUUCCGUAAGGACGGUCAUCCAUCAGUCUACGGUAAAAUGACCCAAAACCAAGAGCCAAAAGUUUCUUCGAGGAAACAGGAUUGCAGCCAUUGGUGCCUUCCCGGAGUCCCCGACGCAUGGAAUGAGCUGAUCUAUGCAAGCUUUACAUUGAAUCAGAAGAAGCAGAGCUCUUGCCAUCACCCUCAGCAGAGAUCUUGGUUUGCUUCGAUAUUUGGAGAAACAAUGAAGACGAAGGAGGUCUCGUAAGCUUCAAUGCUUGCAACUCCUUCUUCAACCUCUUGUUCUCUUCACUCAAGCUCUGGCAAUACCUUCUCAAGAACUCACAUUCCACCUCAGUCUUCUUCAACUUAGUCCUACCUCAACUUGUCUAACCUGCAAGUCCAACUUCCUCGCAAGUUCCUGCUUCUGAUUCUGCAUGAAGUUAAUCACAUUGAGCAAUCAAAACAAGAAGAAAUACUGUCAAAACAUGAAUCAGAAUACCCCAUUGAGUAUGUUGUUUUCUCUGAAGGAAUUUUCAAGCAUGUCAGACUGUUCUUUGGUAAGCCUGAGCUUUUUCCGUGGCGCGAUAUCGCCGAUGACUUCAUCGUCCUCUGGAUUAGAAGUAGUAGAAGCAGGGAAUAAAACAUGCAGUUGUUGUUGUUGUUGUUGAACUUUGUUCUUGUUUUCAUUGCUAAGUUUCUCAUGUUGAUGGCUUGUUCCUAUACUUAGACUAAGGCUUAUGUUCUCCUUGUAUUCCUCCAUGGAAACCAAAAUGAAGCAUUUGGUUAUAAUUUAUAUUAGUAUCAAGGAAUGAAACGUUGGAAAAUGUAGUUAUUGAGAGCAUUAAAGAGUAGGAAUGAAGGAAUGAAGGAA
Messenger RNA from Dioscorea cayenensis subsp. rotundata (Guinea yam), 2056 nucleotides. Its product is annotated as protein trichome birefringence-like 5. Gene Ontology annotation, molecular function: O-acetyltransferase activity. Gene Ontology annotation, cellular component: Golgi apparatus. Bases 41 to 1450 code for a protein of 469 amino acids. The transcript has 7 exons. Lineage: Eukaryota; Viridiplantae; Streptophyta; Magnoliopsida; Dioscoreales; Dioscoreaceae. The record is from RefSeq and is a predicted model, not a curated record.